Paralichthys olivaceus (Japanese flounder) is the source of this 1122-nucleotide messenger RNA. The record is from RefSeq and is a predicted model, not a curated record. NCBI's taxonomy places the organism in Eukaryota, Metazoa, Chordata, Actinopteri, Pleuronectiformes, Paralichthyidae.
GUAUGUAAGUGGAACAAUACCCAUCCCCACACACUACUUUGUUGUGCUGACCAGCUGCUUAGACUUCACACAGGCUGCAGACUCGUGUAGCGGUCCGCUCAGCAGCGCCGCAUUCAUCCUGCCCCACAGACCCAGCAAUGAUGAGACCUGCAACAGCUCAGAGGAGGAGUCCCGCUGGGUGGAGGACCUGAUGAAGAUGCAUACAGCUCGGGUCAGAGACGUGGAGCUCUUGACAGGCCUGGACCUGUACCGCAGAACCACCCGGAGCUACGCUGAAAUCCUCUCGCUGAAAACUUAUAUGCACACAUACGAGAGUGAGAUUUGAUCUCUGAGGGCUCUGUUGAUGCUUUUGUUACUGAUCUUUUUCAGCCGUGGUGGAUGUAUGUGGUACAAGGAAGAGAUGGGAUUGUCUACACUGACCUACACUAGCUUCUUCUCUUCCUGGGCACUGUUGCUAUCAUCUGUAGCUGUUCUGCCCCUUCACUGAGCAUUUGGAUUCCUCUCAGUCAUUUUAUCUAUUCAGCAGGACAGCAAGACAUUUCUUCUGCUAUGUGUUAUUGUUUCAUGUUUGACUCUCAAAUUUAAUAAAUUACAACUUGCAUUCAAGCAAAUUACAUCAAACAGAAAGACACCUUCAAAUUAAGGACAGCCACAUGAAAAGUCUGGACCUACAUAUUAUUCUGGCAUUCCAACACACAGUUAAUCUUAUUUUAGAAUCCACUUAAAAUUUAAAAGUCAAGGGCUCAGAUUAUAUCUGUUUUUCUGCCGUACUGUGCAAACCACCAGAGAGGUUGUUGAGGUUGACACUAAUCUGCCCUGUAAAAUGUUCAUGACAAAAAAUGAAAUCACCAGCAACAUGGCCUCAACAACUUGUCAGGGGAUCCAGGGGCAGGAUAUUUACUGCCAGGCCGCCACUCAACUUCAUAACUACUUCAUAGUCACAUACAUAUACUGCAGAUAUACCAUUAUGAUAUUUCUAUAAAGAACCUGUACAAUUAAUAAAAAUCUAAGCUAAUAGCACAAUAUUUCCUGUGUGAAAAAUAUAGCAUUUUAUUAGUCUUUAUUGCAGCACAAAUAAUUAACAUCAGUUCCCGACAGAACAACCACAUCAGUACUAAGGCA